This is a messenger RNA of Sinocyclocheilus anshuiensis, 693 nucleotides long. RefSeq names its product microfibril-associated glycoprotein 4-like. The transcript has 4 exons. Lineage: Eukaryota; Metazoa; Chordata; Actinopteri; Cypriniformes; Cyprinidae. Bases 1 to 693 code for a protein of 230 amino acids. Gene Ontology annotation, biological process: elastic fiber assembly. The record is from RefSeq and is a predicted model, not a curated record.
AUGAGCACGGAUGAGGUCAAAUCAGAUUGUUUUCUUGCCAGAGAUUGCUCUGAUAUUUAUUUGAGUGGGAAAAAUGGCAGUGGCGUGUACACCAUCAACACAAUGGAUGGAGCAGUGCAGGUCUUCUGUGAGAUGGUCUGCGGCGGACAAAACGACAGAGGACACUGGACGGUGUUUCUCAGGCGAAUGGACGGCGAGGUGAAUUUCUUCAGGCCAUGGGAGAGUUAUAAGAAGGGUUUCGGUAAUAAAACAGGCGAAUACUGGCUGGGAUUAGAGUGCAUUCAUCAGCUGACACGCAGGCAUCAGUAUAAACUCAGAGUAGAUGUGGAGGACUUUGAAGGGCAGAAGGCUUACGCUCUGUACGAGUCUUUCUCUGUGGACUCUGAGGCUGAUGGGUACAAACUGCAUGUUAGCGGCUUUGUAAAUGGAGGAGCAGGUGACUCUUUGAGUCUUCACAAUGGAAUGAAGUUCUCCACCUUUGACAAAGACCAAGAUAAUUGGAGAGAUAGUUGCACCACGAAAUACUCUCUAGGAGCGUUUUGGUACAACAAUUGUGAACACACAAACCCCACUGGUCUGUAUUUGUGGGGGAAAGAUGAUGGCAGUUUGGUUAUUGGGCCCACCUGGUACCACUGGAAGAGCAGCUUUAAAUCUCUGAAGACCAUCACCAUGAAGAUCAGACGCGUGAUGUAG